Ananas comosus (pineapple) is the source of this 907-nucleotide messenger RNA. Its product is annotated as 60S ribosomal protein L18-2. NCBI's taxonomy places the organism in Eukaryota, Viridiplantae, Streptophyta, Magnoliopsida, Poales, Bromeliaceae. Gene Ontology annotation, cellular component: ribosome; cytosolic large ribosomal subunit. Gene Ontology annotation, biological process: translation. Bases 116 to 679 code for a protein of 187 amino acids. The record is from RefSeq and is a predicted model, not a curated record. Gene Ontology annotation, molecular function: RNA binding; structural constituent of ribosome. The transcript is spliced from 5 exons.
GUUUCCAACAUCUCCAAUGCUUUCCAAAAACCUAAAAAAUUCCGACUCUCUCUCUCCCAUAUAAAUACCCAAACCCGUCUCCUCCCGAAGCAGCCGACGCAAACCCUCAGCUGCAAUGGGUAUCGAUCUCGUCGCCGGGGGCCGGAGCAAGAAGGCGAGGCGCACCGCUCCCAAAUCCGACGAUGUCUACCUCAAGCUCCUCGUCAAGCUCUACCGGUUCCUGGUGCGGAGAACGGGGAGCAAGUUCAAUGCGGUUAUCCUGAAGCGGCUCUUCAUGAGCAAGAUCAAUAGGCCCCCCAUCUCCCUCAGGAGGCUCGUCAGUUUCAUGAGCGGAAAGGGAGAUAAGAUUGGAGUAAUUGUUGGGACGGUGACAGAUGAUAAGAGGGUGUAUGAGGUGCCGGCCAUGAAGGUGACUGCCCUUAGGUUCACGGAGACGGCAAGGGCGAGGAUUGUUAAUGCUGGUGGGGAGUGCCUGACGUUUGAUCAGCUCGCUCUGCGUGCCCCACUAGGGCAGAACACGGUUCUCUUGAGGGGACCGAAGAAUGCCCGCGAAGCCGUGAAGCACUUUGGCAAGGCGCCUGGGGUGCCGCACAGCCACACGAAGCCCUAUGUCCGCGCCAAAGGCAGGAAGUUUGAGAAGGCCAGAGGUAGACGGAACAGCCGUGGAUUUAGGGUCUAAAAGGCCAUUACAUCCUCGCUCUUUCUCCAGAAAUUAUCCUAAACAAUUACCGUGUGAGCGCUUAUUCUCCUCUCUACUUUUUGUAGUCUCUUUACAUCACAUCUGGAUUGUAGAAGUGUUUGGGAAGUUUUGAUCAUCUAGCUAUUCCUUGUGAUUGCACUGGUUAUUUCAUGAUUGGUAAUGUUUUAAAAAAAAAUAUAUGAGAAAUUUGGACUCAAAAUGGAAUUU